Molecule: messenger RNA, 4731 nt
Organism: Gambusia affinis (western mosquitofish)
Lineage: Eukaryota; Metazoa; Chordata; Actinopteri; Cyprinodontiformes; Poeciliidae
Gene: atoh8
Product: atonal bHLH transcription factor 8
Exons: 4
Coding region: 1473-2453 (326 amino acids)
Molecular function (GO): DNA-binding transcription factor activity; protein dimerization activity
Source: RefSeq, a predicted model, not a curated record
ACUUGUCUCAAUAAAGCUUUAAAAAUCGUAUUUAUUUCAAUUAAUCUGCGAUAUAAAACCCACCGUUUUAGGGCUCGCAUGGUUAAGAAACGGGAUCAUGUUACGAGUAUCUUUUUAAGUUUCGUCUUCGGUCAUAUUUCAGUCCGUUUUCUCAUCAAUAUGCGAGAGUUUAGAGCGAUGCGCGCUCCCGCGACAGGGGAUGCUAUUCUCGGUAGGCAUGCUUUUCUCGGCAUGACACCGGACUUCAUUAUUUAAACUUCUGUAGGUUGCUUUCUCUUCCGUUCAACUCUCGAUGUUUUUUCCUGUGUCUGGGAUCAAGUCCAGCCAGUCAGACGCCAGAGGAGCUGGACUGGGAGGAGUGAGAGAGUAGGUAGCUUUCCAACAUUGGCGGUGGGAGUUCUUCUCCAGGGCUGAUUUGGUGAACAAUAUGCGCUUUCAAAUCUUGGAUCCACAACGAAUCAAGAUCCGGAUGGACUGAUGCUUUAAGGACAUCGCUUAAUCAAGUCAGUGUGGAAACCUAAUUUUGAUCCGAUCUUUUCAUCAGAGUGCGUGGCUUGUGGUGAACUUAUUUGUAGCAAGAGGAACAGAACUUCAGUAAGACAUCGCUCGGAACUGUUGAUACGUCUUCAAAGAAAUCUAGUAGAUUCGUAUGGCAGUGAUUGUUCCCUUUUAGAAAAAGCUUUAAUUUCUAGAAAUCGCAGGUCAAAACCCAGUUUCGUUUGGCUGCUUAAAAACAUUUUCUUUUUAAUGAGAAGUAGUGUUUCUGGGCUCUCUAUAAAUAUACUACUAACAGAUGGCUUAUAUGAUUGUGUUGUAAAAUCCGUGGUAGAAGCCGUUUCAGCUGUUCUGGUAUGUUUUGUCCAACAGUUGCAGUACUGCAUAUCUUCAUUCUGUGUGUGCGUUAGUGUGGGUUAUUCACAGUGUUGCUAUGCAGACAGACUGGAGCCACACGACAGCUUUACUUGAACCCCACUCUGAGGGUUAGGCCUGGGCUGCUCACAGUGAAAGAAAUCUUUGAAGCAAAAGAAAACCUCUGCAUUUUCCAGUCUACGUCGUGUUGAAUAGCAUAUGUUACACAGCUUGGUGUAUUAGUGUUGAUUUUUCAGGAUGCUGUUAUGCAGACAGAGAGGAGCCAUAUAAAACCUGCUGGUAACAGCCAUGACAGAGCACAUCCUGUUAUGUAGCCAAACAGAAUGUGUGAGACAACAUUUGAAUCUUCUGGUUGUAGUUUGCUUUGUGCUGUUGACUACUUAAAUUAAGCAUACACCCACAUUACCAUCUAUAUUUCCUAAAAUAAAGAAGCACAUACUUUAAUGAGAAAAAUGUACUGAAUGCCAACCCUUCUAUGGUGAAACUUGUCUAGAAAUUAAAUAUCUGUUAUUUUAAUUUAAAUUUGUAACUUUAUUGUUUUAAUGGAAUUGUAUCUGAAAUCAACUUUGCUUUAACUUGUUAGAUAUACAAAUUGUUGCAAAAUGAAAAAAUCUCUUUUACUGAAUAAUUAUUUGAACAACACAAACAACAAAGAGUCAGUUGUGAUCUCUGUCCCAGGUACAAACAAGAAAUUCAAGAGAAAGUCCCGUGAACCUAAAAGACUUUGUACUGGUAUUGAAGCUGAAAACAUGAACAGAUUCCCAGUGGACAUGUCAGAUAUAGACUUUGUAGAUGACCAAAUGGUUAACUUCAGCAAACUGGCUCCUCUCCAGAGACCACUGAUGAGGUCACAUGAUAUUAUAGCCAAUAGCAGUGACAUUUUGUCUGCAAGACAAGAAGACAGUACAGCACCAGGCCAGAGUGGUGCCAUAGAUAUGAGAGUUGGCAUUAACAUACCAUCAGUGUCCACUAAAGUGUCCCAGUCACCUGCCUCUCCCCUGUCCUAUCAUGAAAUAUCCCACUGGCCAAUUUCCAUCUCUCAGCCCUUGAACAACAGACUGAAGCUUGGUCUACACUCCAGCUUACCUGUGCCAGCACCAACCAGUGGCACCAUUUCUCCUAGCCACCAGACAUUCUGUUGGGAGUCCUCACUGCCUGGCCAGCCUGCAACAGCAGCCAGAGUCUCCCCGUGUUUCGACCACGUAAAAACUCAAGUCUCUGAACAGAAGGAAUCUCCAAGGAAGAAGGUUGGAGUGGAUGGUGAUUCACGGACACGUCUUCCAGAGGUCAAAGCUAUACAACAAACUAGAAGGCUGCUGGCCAAUGCCAGGGAGAGGACUCGUGUUCACACCAUCAGUGCUGCAUUUGAGGCACUAAGGAAACAGGUGCCAUGCUACUCCUAUGGACAGAAACUUUCCAAGCUUGCUAUAUUACGUAUUGCUUGCAAUUAUAUUUUGUCUUUGGCUCACUUAGCUGAGCUUGACUACAGUCCAGAUCACAGCAGUGUGAGCUUCUCUCAGUGUGUGGAACAGUGUACCAGGACCCUACAGGCUGAAGGGAGGAGCAAAAAAAGGAAGGAGUGAUGAUCUUGGAGGCGCGUUGAAGAAAAAACAUUGAAUCUGACGUGGAAGAAGUGGAUGAAUUCAGAAAAGUUUGGCUUAUGCGUUUCAUAAGUUGUCUGUUUAUAGUCUGUGUCACAUAGUUCAAGAUAAAACAUUAACCAUGGAAAGUACCAAUAGAAUCAUACAGCUACAGUAUUGCUAAUGUUUAUUGUAGAUUUUGACUAUUGUAAGAUAUCAAUUUUUCUUUUUUUUCCCCCAAAUGACAAAUUUAAAUACAUACAACAAAUAAUGACCAAACUUCUGACCAGCACAUUAAUGUACACAAUAAAAAUGUAUUCACCCACUUGGAGAUUUCUUCAUGAAAUAGCUGAUUUACCUCAAUUUUUAGAAAGCUGAUUUCAGUUUGGAUAUUGCCAGGUUUGAUAAUUGGGAAACCUGCACCAUCAGGUAAUCAGUCAAAUAAAAUGUCUGGCAUAUUUUCAGACAUGUGAUCUAAUACACCAAAGCAUAUUAAAAGAUCAGGUGCUUUUCCACUAGACCUUCUCUAACCGGUAUGUCCCAGCAAGAUUAAUUUUCCAUUGGCAGAUUCGGUGCUGUUCUGCCUGGAUGUUCUCAGAUUUUUGUACCUACUUCUGGGGUAGUACGAGGCGCACCGAACCGGGUACAGCACCAGAACGAUUUGAUUAACAGCUGCCGGCAUUUGUUGAUUGACUCUUGAUUUAUGUCACUGAAAUCUCCAAAAUAAUAUUAUAAUUUAGCUGUGGAGAGCUGCUCAGAAGAGCGUAACUUUGAGUUUCAUCAGCAGCAGCGCCAGAAACACAUGCGGUAAGUUUGGCAGUGCAAUGACUGGGAUUUAGCAGCGCUGUAAGCAGCUGGUAUCUCUGAGGAUCAACCGCAGUUUUGUGCCGAGAGUAUGAAACGUAGUCAAACAUUUCUGAAAAGAGUGGACUGAAAUUCCUCUAAAGCCGUUUAAGAGUCACUGCUAGCAAUCAGAAAUCCUUGAUAGCAGCAUAAAAUGAGCCAGUUUUAAGAAUUCACAAUAUUAGAUUUUUGGUCACUAUGCAAUAUGAUAAUAUUCUAAAACUCAUUUGGCCGAUAGUUGAUGCCAAUACCUAUAUUUUUUCCUAUAUCUUCUUACUGAAACUAUAUGGGUUUCUCUGCUGUGGAAUUAACAUACUCCAUUCUCUUUGUCAAUUUAGACUGCUACCAAAUGUAAAUGCUGAAAAUGAUUUAAUACUUUCCAUUUGCAUUAUGUUUAAUGUCAAAUUUAUCCGUCACAGGAAUCAAGUAAAAUAUGUUACACCAUUUAAUUUGAUAAAAUAAUAAAUAUCCAACCUCUCAAUAUAAAAUUUGUUGAUUUUUAACAUCAAUGAUUUAUUAAAAAAACCACAAUACUAAGAAAUAAUACUAGCUAUUCUGAUAAGUGGAUCAGUAACCAAAACUCCCUCAAAAAUAAUUGUAGGUUAGAUUUAGGUUACUCACUUUAUGUCAGCUAAAAAAAAAUAAUUAAAAAACCGAAAAAAUUAAUUGUCCAAACAUUUCUGAUAUUUUUAACAAAACAAAGUCCUGGAAAGUAUUUCCCCGUUUUAAUCCAAAAUCCCCCCAAACAAAAAGAAAAAAAGAGAUGAGAAAAAAAGAGUGGUACCACCAAAAAUCCCCAAUAAAAAAAGUAAAGUCCAGAACUCACCGGGAGUCUUUCUUUCCCCUCGGUGUCCUGUCGCACCGGACGCCGUUUCCUGGGUGCAAGUUCCGAUACGGUUUCUAAAAUGCACAAUCUGCGGCGCUGGGACGAACUUUGGUUGCUGUUUUAUGUCUUUUCUUUGAUUUUUUUGUUUUGUUUUUAAACUUGUUUUAAACAUUCAAUCAAGUCAAGUCUCCCGCUGCACAGAUCUGACGGUGUGUGUCUUCCUCUCGGGUUGCGCCGACACGCUCGCCCCUUUUUAUCUACUAAUUUCAACCACACCUAAAACCAGCAUGAUGCUGCCCAAAAAUCAGUUUUGAACAGUGGAAACUUGUAAUAAUUUUAACAAUCACGUAAAAUCAACUGUUCUACAAAACAGUUUGAUACAUUUACUCUUUAAUGUAUUUAUUCAGAAAAAAACAAACAUGGUAGUUUGUUAUUUUAGUUGAUUUGUUGUUCGGCUUUUGGAACAGUUUGACUGAAAAUAUAUUUUGCGUGUAACAUUUGUGUUAUUUUUUGUUUAUACUACUAUAUUGAUUAUUAUUUGUCUAUUGUUGUUUCAAACCACCUCUUUGACAAAUUGCUACAUAAUAAAUGCAUCUGAAAUCAACCAUUCAA